Lithohypha guttulata is the source of this 1119-nucleotide messenger RNA. RefSeq names its product Pre-mRNA-splicing factor slt11 (gene SLT11). Gene Ontology annotation, molecular function: pre-mRNA binding; U6 snRNA binding. Gene Ontology annotation, cellular component: Prp19 complex; U2-type catalytic step 1 spliceosome; U2-type catalytic step 2 spliceosome. Bases 1 to 1119 code for a protein of 372 amino acids. The transcript has a single exon. NCBI's taxonomy places the organism in Eukaryota, Fungi, Ascomycota, Eurotiomycetes, Chaetothyriales, Trichomeriaceae. The record is from RefSeq and is a predicted model, not a curated record.
AUGCCGCCGGCUCAGAUCAAGCAGGACUUGAACAGGUCGGGGUGGGAAACCACCGACUUUCCCUCGAGCUGUGAGAACUGCUUGCCGGACAACCCAUACGUUCAAAUGCUCAAAGAGGACUAUGGCGCAGAAUGCAAGAUAUGUACACGACCCUUCACGGUCUUCAGAUGGAAGGCAGAUCGCACAGCCCGUACGAAACGAACAAAUAUAUGUCUAACAUGUGCCCGCCUGAAGAAUUGCUGUCAGUGCUGUAUGCUCGAUUUGUCUUUCGGUCUACCCUUGAGUGUCAGAGACGCCGCUUUGAAAAUGGUUGCGCCGGGCCCAAACAGCGACAUCAACCGGGAAUACUAUGCCCAAGAACACGAGAAGGAGAUUGAGGAAGGCAGAGGUGCCGUCGAAGCCUAUGAGAAGACAGACGAAAAGGCACGAGAUUUAUUGCGACGAUUAGCAAAUAGUCAGCCAUAUUACAAGAAACAAAGGCAACUUGAAUCAGCCGAUGAUUCUGCCGAGAAACAGCCCGCCGAACAGAAGAGAAUAGGGUAUGGUCCAGGUCCCGUCCGAACCUCAGAUACCAAGAAAGCUGCGAACGCAGGCACUCAACCGCCACGACGUACUCGUCCUGUUGCUGGCGCUCGUCCACCACAACCUGAGGAUUGGCUCCCACCGCAAGAUCCUAAUGUUAUCUCCCUCUUUGUUACAGGUGUCGAGGACGACCUCCCCGAACACGCUAUCCGAACCUUCUUUUCACAAUUCGGCCAGUUACGCUCUCUAGUCUGCUCUCAUCGUUCCCACUGCGCCUUCAUUAAUUUUGCAACUCGAGACGCGGCCGAGGCUGCAGCAGCUCAGUGUCAAGGCAAGGCCGUUGUCCAGGGUUGUCCGCUGCGUGUCCGCUGGGGCAAGCCCAAGGCACUGGAUAGCACAGACCGAGAGCAGAGAUUGGAAUGGGCGAAGGAAGGUCGCCAAACAGCCGCUGGUGUUGUCCAGAAGGGACAGCAGAGAGCUUUGACUGGUGGAGCGCAAGGCGCAGUCGAGGCCGAAGAGGAGAGCAACAACUUUGUCGUUGCAGCACCACCAGGUGCUGCUGAUCAACCUCAAUAUGCAAGUAUGACUGGUGACUGA